This is a messenger RNA of Funneliformis mosseae, 448 nucleotides long. Lineage: Eukaryota; Fungi; Glomeromycota; Glomeromycetes; Glomerales; Glomeraceae. The record is from the annotation of a GenBank genome assembly.
AUGAAAAAUAUCUCUUCUUUUCGUAACAAUGGAUUUCAACUUUGCAAAAUUUUACCAUCAGCAAAAACUAUUGAACACCGAAAUCUCGGAUUUAGACAACAAGAAACAAUAGCAAAAGAGAGCACAAGUCCCGCUAAACCAAAAAAGGUACCAAACCAUCCGAAAUACGAAGAUAUGAUUCAUGAAGCUAUCGUCGCUUUGGAGAACCGUAAAGGAAGCAGCCGCCAAGCUAUUAAGAAGUACAUUGUCAAUACAUAUAAACUUUCCGACAACAUUAAUACAAACCACCGUUUCCGAAUGGCUGUCAAUAAAGACGUCAAGAAUGGACUUUUCUUUUUUACCAAAGCCCCAGGCCCAAGUGGUACUAUCAAACUUGUAAAGGAAGUACUGAUUAAGGAAGAAAAGGAAGAACCCGAGAAAAUGGGAAAAUCCAGCUCUUUUCAAUAUG